Molecule: messenger RNA, 804 nt
Organism: Centruroides sculpturatus (bark scorpion)
Lineage: Eukaryota; Metazoa; Arthropoda; Arachnida; Scorpiones; Buthidae
Product: ribonuclease H-like
Exons: 3
Coding region: 1-804 (267 amino acids)
Biological process (GO): DNA replication, removal of RNA primer
Molecular function (GO): nucleic acid binding; RNA-DNA hybrid ribonuclease activity
Source: RefSeq, a predicted model, not a curated record
AUGAAACAACACCAAAAAUUAUUAAGAUAUGAAUGGGAGAAAAUACAUAUAAAGAAAUACAACUAUCGGGAUAAAUACAGAAUCUAUACGGACGGAUCAAGAUCCUCAGAAGGAGUGGGAGCGUCGUAUGUUUAUUACUAUAGAAAUAGGGAACAGUAUCAUAAAAAAAUCAAGUUAGAUAAAAGAUGCACAAAUUAUCAAGCAGAAUUGGUAGCAAUAGAUCAUGCAAUUAACUGGAUAAGUCAAAGGAAGAAAAAUAUAAAAAUUACUAUUUGCACAGACAGCCAGGCUGUAUUAAAAGCUCUUAAUGAUGGUAACAAUAAAAGUGAACUAAUAGAUAAUAUAAGACGAAAUAUUGUGAAAAGUGAUAAUAUGCUAGUGUUCAGCUGGGUCAAAGCCCAUUUUGGAGACCAAGGAAAUGAAAGAGCGGACAGUCUGGCUAAAGAGGCUAGUUAUCUAAAAACAAAGGAAUCAUACAGAAAAAUAUCUACAAAAUAUAUAAAAACUGAAAUCAAAAAUAGAUACAUAUUACAGUGGCAACAACGGUGGGAAAUAACUACAAAAGGAAGGGAACUCUUUGAAUACAUACCAGAUAUUAACCAGAGGUUAAAUAACAAACAUCUACAAAUUGGACACAAAUUCACAAGAUUCGUGACAGGUCAUGGAGAUUUUGCGAAAUAUCAUUAUAGAUUUAAUCAUCGAGAUGAUGAAAACUGCGAGAUUUGUGGGGCAACAGCAUGCAUCGAACAGUUACGUGUUUUAAGUGUUAGCGAUUUGGACGUUAAUGAUAAAUUAAAGGUUUAG